Molecule: messenger RNA, 1544 nt
Organism: Drosophila navojoa
Lineage: Eukaryota; Metazoa; Arthropoda; Insecta; Diptera; Drosophilidae
Biological process (GO): ciliary basal body organization; negative regulation of centriole elongation; regulation of cytokinesis
Cellular component (GO): centriole
Source: RefSeq, a predicted model, not a curated record
CUUACCUUCAGUUAUACGUUGGGCAAAUUCACAAAAGUCGAGUGAACAUAUUCUGGCUAGGUAAUUGGCAAUCGAACUGACCUGCAAUGGAGUACAUCAUGGAAAUGGCCGAGGCGGUUGCUCAGCAAUCGAAGCAGGAGGAGGAGGAAGGCAGCCGCUUCAAGUCCGUCUUCACCAUCAACGGCAAGUCCAUUCUGCCGCCCCUGAUGACGCCUGAGCGUCGCCUGGAGAUGCAGCAGCUGCGACGGGCUGCUAUGGCCAUAGAGGAGCGCGGACGAGCGGGACGCCAGACGGCAAACUCGCCCAGUGGAGCCAAGGGGCAGGUGCUGCAGCCCAGGCGCGCAGCAGCAGUCUUGGAUGCUAGCACCAACACCGAGUCGGAAUCGGAGCUGGCGCAGCAGCCGCUGACUGUCGUCGGCCGCCUCAAGCAGCAGCUGCAGCAGUCCGAGACGCUGAUCUACGACAACAAAUGCAAUGCCAUCAUCAAGCUCGUCAAGUCCAGCAAAUUGCCGGCCAGGCAGCAUAUGGUGCGCGAGGAGUACCUGGAGGCCCAGCCACAGCGGGCAGUGCUCAGAGAGCCGAGCUUAGUCUGUGGCGUCGUGCUGAGCACCACGCUGGAAGCAGCUGAGCCCACGCCCAGCCAGCCAGUGCCAAGCCUUAGAUGCAGCCCUCGACAACGGCUGGGGAUGGCAGCGAACCCAGCGGAGAUGAGUCCACCAAGAUGCAGUCCGCCACACCAAAUUCAGACCGUGCGGCAGCUGCUGGGCAUCGCGCAGAGGCUGAACCUGUCGAUCAACAAGCGGGAACGCGACCUGCUGCAGCGCGCCAUCACGAGUCCUGUGCUGCGCCCACGAGCUGUGCCUGCGACGUCCGGCUGCGGCAGCAUCACGGCCCACGGCGAGCGACUGCAUCCGCAGCUGUGGAAGCGAUAUCACUCCUCUGUGGUUGCCCAGGAUUACGAUGUGAAGCAGCAGCACUCGACACCGGAGCAGCGGAGCAGGACGGCCAGCAAGUCCGCGCUGCCCAAGUGGACCAACAGCAGCAGGAGCGGGAAGCCGACGCCGCGCGGUCGCAGCACUGUGAGCUACGCGGCACACGCCUCCUCGCACGCCAAUGCCCGAUCCGCCCCGCGGAAGGUCGAAUCGAGCAGCAGCUGCGGCACGCUGCUCACGCCCAAGACGUCGCCGUCGCCGUCGAGCAGCAGCAGCGCCAGUCAGGCGCGGGCAGCGCCCAGUGGCGAGUCCAGCACAUCGGAGCUGAUCAGGCGCAGGCUGCUGGACGAGAUGGAGCAGCAGCAGCGGCAGCGCUUCCAGCAGCUGGUCUCGCAGCAGGCCGAGGAGCAGCAGCGCCUGCAGGCCGAGUUCCAGGCGCAGCAGCAGCAGCUGAUGGACCAGAUGAUCAGUGACAUGAGCACGCUCACCUACGACAAGGACGGGCAGUCCGACCAGGCCGACCAGGCCAACUCGGAGUCCAGUUCGAUCAGCUCACUGCCGCAGAGUCGCCUCGAUCUCGAGCUAGACGAGCCAGACUCGGCCGACGUCUAA